This is a messenger RNA of Scylla paramamosain (green mud crab), 1014 nucleotides long. Its product is annotated as ferric-chelate reductase 1-like. NCBI's taxonomy places the organism in Eukaryota, Metazoa, Arthropoda, Malacostraca, Decapoda, Portunidae. The coding region runs from base 133 to 615 and encodes 160 amino acids. The transcript has 5 exons. The record is from RefSeq and is a predicted model, not a curated record. Gene Ontology annotation, cellular component: membrane.
CAAGGACAAAUGUACCAGUCAGUUGAAAUGCCAUAUCUGGUAACUGCCGAUAUCCUGAAGGCUGCUUGUAUAUAACGCGCCUCGUUUUCCGGGCACGCUGAGUAUAUUCAUCCUCUUCCACAAACCACAGCAAUGAACAGAAUGAUGACCAUGUGCGGGGUGGCGGCCCUCCUGGCGGUGGGGGUCACUGCCUACCCCACGGGCGCCCCCUCCUCGGUGUGUGACGACCCCUUCAUGGAGCCUACCUACCACAGGGACUAUCUGAAUGCUACGGGAUACAACAACACGAACCAGUACACCCUACGGUCUAGCCCAGCAGAGGGCAGACCUGGCAUCGUUGAAGUGACUCUGACCGGCGCCCCCUUCAAGGGAUUUGUGGUGCGGGCCUCCACACCCGGAGAGAAUAAUGAAGGGGAGUUCAUCGUGGAUGAGGAUAGUCAGUUCCAUGCACUGCACUGCUCCAGCAACGAGAACGCGGCAGUGACUCAUAGCAGCCCAGAGUUCAAGCCUUCUGUCAAGCUGCUGUGGAGAGACAAUAACAGCGGCAACCACGUCUUCCAAGCCACGGUGGUGCCGACCAUCGAAACCUACGUCAUCAACAUCUUUGAAAGUUGAGUCGGUUAGAUGAUCGCCCCGCGCCACCCACACCUGGAACUUACCUGUUUGAUCAUUUUGAUGGCUAACCCAGGACAAAAGCAGUAGAUGCUUAAAGAUGACACAACGUCUGUUUUAUCAAAGUCUGUAUCUUGAAGUUGAGAUGUUAGUAGGAAAGUUCUGAUCAUAUUUUCUUGCUUAGUUGUUUUAAAUUUUUGUUGUAUUAAUUUGUUGUUGCAUUAAUUUGUUGUAGGCAUUAGAAACAUUACAACUGCGUUCAUUGUGUUGUUUUUAACACAGUACUGAAAUAUAUGUUUUCAAGUAAAAAGACACUUCUGGUUAUUGUCUUUGGUUUAACAUUGAAGUCAUUGUAAUAAUCUUUUUCAAAGAACUGUCUAGGAAAUUAAAUAGUUACAUUUU